This is a messenger RNA of Cyphellophora europaea CBS 101466, 4566 nucleotides long. RefSeq lists its product as uncharacterized. Gene Ontology annotation, molecular function: ribonuclease III activity; ATP binding; RNA binding. Gene Ontology annotation, biological process: siRNA processing. The record is from RefSeq and is a predicted model, not a curated record. Gene Ontology annotation, cellular component: nucleus; cytoplasm; RISC complex. Bases 1 to 4566 code for a protein of 1521 amino acids. NCBI's taxonomy places the organism in Eukaryota, Fungi, Ascomycota, Eurotiomycetes, Chaetothyriales, Cyphellophoraceae. The transcript has a single exon.
AUGGCCUCGAGUGAGUCCUCUCUUGGCGGCGAGCUUGCUCACAGCCUUUUUGGAACAGCCCUGGAGGACCAAAGCGAUGAAUCCGAGCUAUCCGCAGACGAAGACGUGAUCGACAUCAGCUCGAUCGGGAUCCCAUCUCGAGACGAUCCCGAACAAGAAGAAGCUCGUCGUCGAGCUCACGAUGAGCAGAUGCAGAAACUCACCGCCCUUCGGACUGCUGAACGCUGCGAGUACGAAACCACCCCUGCAUCAAAGAUCAAAUUUGAGACCCAGAGGCUCGUCGAUAAAGCCCGCGAGUAUCAGCAAGAGCUGUUUGAACGAGCGAAAGACGAGAACAUCAUCGCUGUGCUUGAUACUGGGAUGGGCAAAACUUUGAUCGCAGCUCUGCUCGUCCGACACGUCCUGGAGCAGCAAAUUACGGAGACCGAUGCUGGGAAGCCUCGCAAGCAUGUCGUCUUCUUAGCGAACAGUGUGCCGCUGGUCCACCAGCAAGCCCGAUUUCUGGCGAGGAAUUUGCCUGAUCCUGUACAGGCUCUCACCGGUCAGGACAAUAUCGACAUGUGGAACCGGGAAGAGUGGCUGCAAGUGCUUGAGAAACAGAGCGUCAUAGUAUGCACUCCUGCAAUCUUAGACCAGGCUCUCUUCCGCAACUUCAUUCGCAUGGAGAGCCUCGCUCUGGUUAUCUUUGACGAAGCUCAUCACUGUAAGAGGAAUCAUCCCUACUCCAGAAUUAUUCGCGACCACUUUCUCAAGAUGAACGCUCAGUUGCAGCGGCCACGCCUUUUCAGCAUGACUGCUUCACCCGUCGACUCUAAACGGGAGAUAUCGGCAACUAUCGCCGAACUCGAGGAGCUGCUCCACAGCAAGUUAGUCACAGUCCCCGACGCCUCCUUAAUGGACUUUGCCUACAAACCGGUUGAUCAGAUUUGGGAAUACGGCCACCAAGGCCAUGUUAUACCGACAGACCUGUAUCUUUCCCUUGCUUCACUUGGACAAGUGCUGCCUGAAAUCAGGUCAGAUCUAGACGCCGCUCUCCAGAUCUCAUCGCAUCUCGGCACCUGGUUCACCGACCGUCUUCUUUGGCACCGUUUCGGCACCGACAAUGCCGUGAGGCUACUCUAUGGAAAAUUCGAGCGAAGUGAGAAGUACACCCACAUGAUGGAUUCGGAGAGAGAGGCUGUCCGAGAGCGAUUCUUCGCCGCGCCGGGCCUCGUCCAGCAGAAAUCGGUCAUAGUGCUCCGACUGGCGCUUCCUGUGAUGUCGCCCAAGGUUAUGAUGCUUUACGACAAGCUCGACGCUUUAUUCACGGAGAAUAAGUCAGCAAGAGCCAUGGUGUUUGUUGAACAGCGCUGGACGGCUGUCUUGCUCGCCGACGCCUUCAAAGCUCUCGGCACCCAUCACCUACACGCCGGAUAUUUCACGGGUAGUGGCACUAGCGGCAGUGAAGUCGUGUCUGCCUUGAGACAAGAACAGACUAUGACGAGGUUCAAUGCCGGUGUCCUCAAUAUCUUGUUCACCACGAGCGUUGGUGAGGAGGGAAUUGAUAUCCCGCUAUGUAAUGCGGUAGUUCGUUUCGACCCAAACCGCAAGACGAUUCAGUACAUCCAGAGCCGUGGGCGGGCUAGAAUGAAAGACUCGAUCUAUGCUCACAUGAUUGAGGAACAUAACUUCAAUCAGAGGGCUAACAUGGAGCACUUUAUUGAGAGCGCGGCCUAUCUCAAGGCUUUCUGUCAGCAGCUGCCACCGGAUCGUCUACUUGGCAGGGGGACCAAACUUGCUCAGAUCCUCGCAAAAGAGUCUUCGUAUCGAAGUUUUCGGACAAGCAACGGCGCGGUGUGCAACUUCAAUAAUUGCCUUCUGGUUCUGAGCAGGUAUGCAAAAUCUCUCUGUCAUGUUGGCGCGACUAUGUCAGAAGUCUACGAAGAAGUCAUCGAAGAGUCCCUUGGAAAGGAGAACAUGUACCAGUACACCGUCCGAUUACCGGUAGUCGGCGAAUCCAUCAUCAAGGGUGCUCAUGGCGAGCGUCGCCCCAACAAGAUUCUGGCCAAGAGAUCUGCCGCCUUCAACUGCGUUUUCAAGCUCCGUGCUGCACAGCUGCUUGAUGAGAAUCUUGACAGCAAGUUCAAGCGGGUCCGCAGGGUUGAGCAUCGUAUGGCCGUUAACGACAAGAAGGACCCCUACGAGAUGGUAUCGAAACCAGGAAUCUGGGAACGAGGGCUCGGAGAUACUCCCAGUACGCUUAAUGCUGCAGUGAUCGAAAUGCAGUCCCAUGGGCACUUGCACCAUGCACUCGCACCGAUGGUCUUGCUGACCAGAGAGCGGCUGCCUGAGUUCCCGGCAUUUCCUAUCUAUCUCGAGAGCGGUGUGCCGACAGAUGUUGUUGUGACAAAUAUCGCUCAGGCUCUUGAGGUGGACGAUAUUUGCCUUCACACUCUGACGUGCUACACGAUGCAUGCGAUCUUUGAAGAUGUCUUCAACAAGGUAUACAAGAAUGAUGCCACUCGAUUGGGCUACUGGUUGGCACCCAGGCGGGCCCAGAGCACCGUGGCAUCUUCUCUCGAGUCUCUUGUCGACAUUACGCAGAUGCAGACUGCUCUGACAUCCAGGGAAACAUGGACACCAGGCACCAACCCUUCGAAAUGGUGUCACCGGUUUUUAGUAGAUCCGCUCAGCGGCAAGCAUCAUUACUUCACAGAAGAUAUUGUAGCAGGCAUGAGCAUUUUUGACGCAGAACCCAAAGAGUUCUUGCCGAGCGAAGGAAAGAAGAGGUUGUCAGCCAGCGUGAUCAACUUCACCGACAGUCACUGGAACCUCAAGCAGAAAGAGGCUCUGGCACCUAUUUGGGAUCGGGACCAACCUGUCAUCAGCGCUGAACUGCUUACGGUUCGUCGCAACUUCCUCGACAAACCAACCGAACAGGAAUUGAAGAGACCUAAAUGCUGGAUCGCGCCACAGCCUCUGGAGUUGGCCCGGCUCAGUGUUGAUGCUGCGCGUACUGCAUUGGCCUGGCCCUCGAUUCUUCAUCGCUUGGAGUCGUACUUAAUUGUUCUGGAAGGGUUCGACACGAUUGGACUCCGAGGUAUUCCAUCGGUUUUGGCUCUUGAAGCUUGCACCAAAGAUGCGAAUAGCGACGAUCAAGAGGCUCGAACCCACUCUACCAGGGCUCGUGGUAUGGGCAAGAACUACGAGCGGCUCGAGUUCAUUGGUGACUCCUUGCUCAAGAUGACGAGCACUAUUUCCGUCUACAAUCGCACCACUGGAAAGGAGGGCGAUAUGCAUGACCGACGGAAGAAUAUACUCUGCAAUGCAAACAUGCACAACGUUUCAACUCAAAAGCUACACUUCUACCGCUACAUCCGAACGACAGGUUUCGAUCGAGCAACAUGGUAUCCGGAGCAUCUGGUUCUUCUCAAAGGCAGAGGUGCAAAUGGUCAGCCUGUGAAGCACGAGAAGAAGACCCACGAUCUCGGUAAAAAGACGAUUGCCGAUGUUAGCGAGUCCACAAUUGGCGCCUGUAUCAUGGCCACGAAACACUUGCCGCUCGAAUCCCGCUUCAACCUAGGGAUCAGGGCAAUCACCACCCUUACUGAUAGUGAUGACCAUCGAAUCAGCGAAUGGAGGGACUUCGCGAUGCAGCACUCAUACCAAGACUGGCAGCUGCAAACCAGCGACCCCUUGGCUAAUGAGAUCGCGGGACAAGUUGCCAGCAAGAUUGGGUACAAGUUCAGAUACCCCCGCCUGGCACGCUCAGCCUUUACCCAUCCCUCACAUAUGCAUGAGCCAGUGCCAGACUAUCAACGUCUUGAGUUCUUGGGCGAUGCUUGCUUCGAUUGGGUUGCGAUCUGGUGGCUGUUUGACAACAACCCGGAUGGGAGUCCGGAAUGGCUCACGGAGCACAAGAUGGCCAUGGUCAGCAAUCAGUUCCUCGCGGCUCUAGCCGUAAUGCUCGGGUUCGAUCGUCUUUUUAGGGUCUACAAUAUCAAAUUGAUGAAUGCCGUGUUUGAGUAUGCCGAGGAGAUGCGCCAACUGAGGCAGGAGUACCCCGAUGCCCCAGAUUUCUGGAGAAAGGGCCAGAAGCCGGUUCCCAAGGCCCUGGCUGACCAGGUUGAAGCCACGAUUGGCGCUAUGCUUGUCGAUUCCAAAUUCGACUUCGCUCCGAUCGAGAAGUUCUUCUUCGACCACGUCGAGCCCUACUUCAGAGACAUCGCUCUGUACGAUGGCUUUGCCAACAGGCAUCCCACAUCUCUUCUACACAAGACUAUCCAGGGAGACUAUGCCUGCAGCGGAUCCAGAAUCGACAUUCGGCAUCCGAGUGGACUGGUUAUCGAUGAAGAUGGGCUGGACGAGCUUCCCGAGGAUCAGAAGAUCACGGCUUCGGUGUUUGUGCACAACCAGUGCAUUGGGUUUGCGGAAGGGACGAGCUCGAGGUAUGCGAAGGUGAAGGCCAGCGCGAAGGCACUGAGGGUGUUGGAUGGCAUGAGUAGGGCGGAGUUCCGUGAGAUGUAUGGCUGUUCCUGUGGAGCGAACGGGCGAGAUGUGGAUGUCGAGGUGGAGGACGUGCAAUGA